AAAGCUUCAAAUAGUGAAGCACACUUCGAAGGGUACUCGAGAUGAUCACUUCCGAAUGGAACGCACCCCAGUUGACGUCGCGAGAGUGGGCGUGGCUACCUCGAAAUCCCGUCUUCCGGUCUGUCAGCUAAACCGCACAAUAACAUUUCAACGUGAUGAGGCAGUUAUAUUUGUUUAUCAUAACAAACACAUCGAUUCGCAGUACAUGACGUUUAACUGCAGUUAGUGGACGCGUGGAUUGACACAAAUUCAUAUUAGACGCGAUUAUAAAUGAAGGACAAUAACAAUGAACAGUGACUGACAGAUUCCCAUAAAUAUUGAAGUCGAGAUGUGCAUCCAAAGAUACAACCGAAAUCUAUGAGCAAAGAGUUUGUUAAAGAGGAGAACAUGAGCGAACCAGAACCCUUCAGAAUAAAACAUGAAGACACCGAGGAACAAAGAGACCUGCUGGAGUUGAACGAGGACAACGCAGAACUGGAUGAAGUGGAGGAGAAACAUCAUUUCAUAACCGGAGAAGCAGCUUUUAUUUUCUCUCGGCAUAGAAAUAAUUCAUCGCAAAACACAAUUUCGAGUACGGAAGCCAAACCGCACACAUGUGGUCACUGCGGGAAGAGUUUCAAAAAUAAACAUCAUCUUACAAGACACGCGAGUAUUCACACCGGAGUGAAACCGCACGCGUGCCCUCAGUGCGGACGGACGUUCGCUCGCACCGAAAGCCUCAUGAGGCAUCUAACAACCCACGACGGGCAGAAGCCGCACGCGUGCCACCAAUGCGGAAAGAGUUUCACGCGUCCUGAAAACCUCAAGAGACAUUCGCUGCUCCACACCGAGAAGAAACCUCACGAUGAAGUGAAGACGCAAGCGUGCCCCGAGUGCGGAAAACGAUUCAAACAUCCCCAAAACCUGAAGAGACAUUUGAGGAUCCACAGCGGCCUGAGACCGCACACGUGUCACGAGUGUGGAAAGAAGUUCAUGGACACGGAAAAGCUGAAGGUUCACAUGAGGGUCCACACCAGGGAGAAACCCUUCGCGUGUUCCCACUGCGGACGGAGAUUCAUGCAUGCCAGCAGUCUCAAAGAUCACCUGAACUCGCACUCGGCGGAAAACCCGUUUACCUGCGAGGAGUGCGGUAAACAUUUCGUUUCGGCAUCAGGGUUGAAGCGACACCUGCAGAUUCACGCCGACGAGAAGCCUUACGUGUGCUUGGCGUGUGGAAAGAGUUUUGCGCGGCUCGACUGUUUGCAGAAGCAUCAGGACAGACACACCGGCGUCAAAGCUCACGUGUGUUUCCACUGCGGGAAAGGGUUUACCACCGUCAGUCAACUGAAAGACCACGAGAAGAUUCACAGCGCAGAGAGACCGUACAAGUGUUCACAGUGCGACGGGAGGUUCGCUCGGACGACGACCCUGAAAACGCACGAGAAAGUACACGCUCGAAACAAACCCUUUCACUGCUCUACGUGUGGGAGGGGCUUCAAUAAAUCAAGAAAUCUACUGAAACAUGCGAGAAAGCGUCACAGUUGACCGUCUUCGUCAUAUGUCGGAUUUCUUUGUGAAUUAUUUAUUUGUCGUAGACGUAAAGGCACUGAUGUGUAGUGUCUUUUGUUGCACAUAUUGCUUCUAUUGUUUUCCCCUACUUUGUAAGUCUCUUUGGAUAAAAGCGUCUGCUAAAUGACUAAAUGUAAAUGUAGUGUACAUUAAAGAAACAUUUGGGGAAAAAUUUAAAUUCAUGUUUGUAUGUGACCCUUUAUGCAGUGAAACACAAAAGAAGAUAUUUUGAGAGUGUCUCGGUGGCUUUGUGUUCAUACAAUGGAAGUCAAUGGAGGUCAGUGUUGUUUGGUCAUCAACAUUCUUCAAAAUGUCUUCUUUUUGUUCUGCUGUAGAUAAAA
Molecule: messenger RNA, 1889 nt
Organism: Triplophysa rosa
Lineage: Eukaryota; Metazoa; Chordata; Actinopteri; Cypriniformes; Nemacheilidae
Product: gastrula zinc finger protein XlCGF8.2DB
Exons: 3
Coding region: 358-1524 (388 amino acids)
Source: RefSeq, a predicted model, not a curated record